Molecule: messenger RNA, 572 nt
Organism: Python bivittatus (Burmese python)
Lineage: Eukaryota; Metazoa; Chordata; Lepidosauria; Squamata; Pythonidae
Source: RefSeq, a predicted model, not a curated record
GCGGGGGGGUGGCGGAAAAAAAAUUAGAUUUUCUGCCCAGGCCCACAUUCUUUCUGCGCUCUUUGGAAUAUUGGCAGCUGUAGGUACUGCUGAAGAUGUCCCACAGCGGCACCGAUCCAGAAGAUAAACCGCCUGCGCCUCCAAUGCGGAAUACGAGCACCAUGAUUUGCUCCGGCAGCAAAGAUGCGGGGACGCUCAACCACGGCUCGAAACCCCUGCCCCCUAACCCGGAGGAAAAGAAGAGGAGAGACCGUUUUUAUCGCUCCAUCCUGCCAGGAGACAAAACAAACAAGAAGAAGGAGAAAGAACGGCCUGAGAUCUCCCUUCCGUCAGACUUCGAACACACGAUCCACGUUGGAUUUGAUGCUGUCACAGGUGAAUUUACGGGCAUGCCAGAGCAAUGGGCCCGCUUGCUGCAGACAUCCAACAUCACCAAGUUAGAGCAAAAGAAGAAUCCCCAAGCAGUUCUGGAUGUCCUAGAGUUCUACAAUUCCAAAAAGACCUCAAACAGCCAGAAAUACAUGAGUUUCACAGAUAAAUCUGCAGAAGACUAUAACUCCUCGAAUACUCUG